Molecule: messenger RNA, 1982 nt
Organism: Thalassophryne amazonica
Lineage: Eukaryota; Metazoa; Chordata; Actinopteri; Batrachoidiformes; Batrachoididae
Gene: snapin
Product: SNAP associated protein
Exons: 5
Coding region: 1-693 (230 amino acids)
Biological process (GO): lysosome organization; lysosome localization; endosome to lysosome transport
Cellular component (GO): synaptic vesicle; BORC complex; BLOC-1 complex
Molecular function (GO): SNARE binding
Source: RefSeq, a predicted model, not a curated record
AUGAGGAAAAAGUUAGCCAAGAAGGGACAGGCAGAAUACAACUACAUCACAGAGGACAAUAGAGAAAUCACUAAUGAGGAAGAAACCAAAUCCCACAUAGCAAACUACUACGAGGACCUAUACCGAGCAAGAGAAGGUAAACCGGAGUAUGAGGCAUGGACCAAUAGAAUAUCGGCAGAGGUUGAGAAAGUUACAGACCAGCUAAGACCGCAAAACAUACCAAAAAUAGACCUCGAAGACAUGCUGCGGUUGCUAACCUCCAGUAAACCUCAGAAGAAGCAGCAGCAGCAGGACGCGGUGCAGGACGUGGCCGUGGGGAUGGCGGACGUCGGCGUGGACAAAGACGUGUUUGCUGAAGGAUUGAUGGACUUUUUCCGGCCCGCGGUCCAACAGCUGGACGUACACGUGCACUCAGUCAGAGAGAGUCAAGUGGAAUUAAGAGAACACAUCGACAACCUAGCCACAGAGUUGUGCAGAAUAAAUGAACACCAGAAGGUGGCGUUAGACCUGGACCCUUAUGUGAAGAAGCUGCUGAACGCAAGGCGUCGUGUCGUGCUGGUAAACAACAUCCUGCAGAAUGCUCAGGAACGUCUGAGGAGGCUGAACCAUAAUGUGGCCAAAGAAACGGCACGAAGGAAGACCAUGCUGGAGACUUCAGGAGUCUUCACCUCCCGCUGUCCGAGUCAACCCUGAUCCCGCUCCCGACCGUACAUCCUCACCCCACUGCCCCCCUCAGCCCUCAUCUCACUGACCCAGUGCACCCCGGUCCUGUUCCAUCAGCAUCUGACCUCCUGACCUCUGUGAUGUGACUGCUUGGAGAACAUCGCACAGGGACGGAGUGCAGAAGACUUCCUGAGCAUCAUGAUGUUUGGAGUACCCUCGUGUUUUAACUCACUCUGCUCUUCACACGCACUUCCCAUCCGUGACGUUGUGUUGGUGAUCCGUGUUAAAGUGUCUCACGGGCUGUUUUACUGAAAUACGUCUUCACUGAUACGCCAUCCAGGAGUGGGCGGAGCUUCAGUAACAAGCUGUCUCUCACUGGGACAGAAAUACUCAACCCGGCUUUCAGGUGCUUGACACCAAAUCCACAAACCCCUGCACAGAAAACAUUUUCAGGUCCAAGUUGUUUUCACGAGUCAAGCACAGUUUUUAGUUUUUUUUUUUAGUUUUUUUUAGUUGUGGCGUGUAAACAGGAAACUGCACCAUCUGAACAAGCAGCAGGUUUUUAAAAAUCUGCGUAGAAAUGAUCAACAUUUUCAUUCUGUAAAGACGUCUGUUCAGUUCCCAGGUUGUGAGACGUCUCCAGCACCACAUGUUGGUGCGACAUAAAGGCUCCAGAGUCCAGCUCCUCCAGGAGGGUGGAGAUGCUGUUCUCCUGGUACUGCAGACCUGGGAGACGGUGUCAAGUGCACCACCUACAGGGGUAUUGCACUGCUGUCUGUGCUGGUGCCAUGUGUCCCCACAUCCAUCACACCGUGGACACACUCCAGGUCCUAGAUAGCAACCACCCAGACAGACGACUAGUCUGUGCCCACAUCUCCAAAUUAAUCAUCAAGCUGUUACAGACAGAUAAGCAUCACAGGCGUGUCCUUGACCUUCUCCAGUCUCAGGUCCUUGACGGUGAGACACCUGUGUCCCUGAUCAUGCCUAGAGAAACACACCACAUGGACUAAAUGUGGUGUCUGAUGUUCCCUCACAGUGUCAGUGAUCCUCCUCAUCUGAGUUUCACUAAGUAACCGUUCAUCGGACACAAAGUCAUUCCAGCAGGACCCAAAGAUCCUCCACAGAGGCAGAGGUCUCUGAGGACGGUCUAACCACGUCAUUGCUUGGAUCCAGUGCUGACGUCUCCGGAGUCGUCUCCUUCACUGUAUUUACGCCAGCGGUGGACAGAUAUUCUUUUAGAGUACAGCUUGGUGUCUGUGGGUCUCUGUGCUGUUUAUGGCUAAUGUCUGAGUUCAUAAUAAAGUUGAUUACCACAGAAA